UUCCCUUGCAGUAAUAAAGUAAAAAGUAAAACCCACUGAGGGGAUAAAAAGGAACUGUUUCUGACAACCAGGAUAGACGCAAAGUGAAUUAUCUUCUCUUCAUCUUCAAGCUCCAGAAUAGACUCCAACAGUAUGAAUCAUAUUUUAAGGAUACCAGGAGUGGGAAAAGGCAAAAAGCUGCACAUAUGACAUCACAUUUCAUCCUUCAUUUUCUCCAUUUCAGUUGUAGUCAGAGCAAAGUGGACCAGCAAAAAAAAAGUGGAUUGAAGAAGGGCAUUUUAUUAUGCAAUCACUUGUCUCAUUCAUGGAAUUGUUACCCUUAGUAGAUUCUCAUUUUUUUUCAUGCCAUUUUUCUUUUCCCUAUCCCACAGAAAAUCUGUUAGAUAGGAAGGAAAGAGGAAACAAUUGGUGAAGUAAAAGGAGAAGAAGAAUAUUUAAGAUAUUAUUUGUUGGAAAAAUUAGAACAAAUAGAAGAUCUCAUUCUGAAAAUAAUUAUUAAAUUACUAUAAGCCUAAUGAUGGAUUGGCUGCUGUGCGUUGUAUCAUUUCUUCUAGAAAUAUGUACUUCUGACCAUGUCUGCAGCCCACCUGAAAUUGAUUUUGGAAAGACUGAAAUGAAUAAACAAAAGGAAUAUCUGGAAAAUGACAGAAUACAGUAUAAGUGCCACCCUGGAUAUGAUCUGGAAGGGUCUGACUGGAUAACAUGUAAAGCAGAAGGUUGGAUACCUCCACCAAAGUGUUUUGCACCCUGUAUUCUCACAAAACAGCAGCUGGGUGACAGAAAUCUUCUUUUGAAUGGUGGACAACGACAUUCAGAAUGGAUAAGAAAUGGGCAUACAAUAGAAUUUACAUGCAGGAAAGGAUAUUUCAUUGUAUCUCCUUCUAUCAGAAAGUGUGUUGAUGGGAAUUUAACUUUACCUUCCUGUAAUCCUUCUGUCAUUUGCACUGCUCCACAAAUAGAAAAUGGUAGCUUUUUUCCUCUGUGGACUCGUUACAACAUUGAAGACAUAAUCUAUACAACAUGUAAACCAGGAUAUAUGCUUGAAAGUCAUAAAAAUUCCUCUAAAUGCACCAAAGAUGGCUGGUCGCCAUAUCCAAAAUGUGUCAGAAAACAGUGUGACUUUCCUCAUAUAGAGAAUGGAGCACUAUCCUGGUCCAACAUAUAUUAUAGUGAUGUCUCUUUUCCCAAAAAAGUGGGACAAAUAAUUGGUUUCAAAUGUAAUCAUGGUUUUCUGCCAAGAAAUAAAAAACAUUGGGAUAGAAUCAAAUGCACUAAUUUUGGCUGGGAUCCAGAACCACGAUGUUAUAAACAGUGCAUUCCUCCUAAAAACUUGCCACAUGGUCAUGUGACUUAUAACUAUGGGAGUACUUUCAUAGACGGUGAUGAGAUUUCAUUUAAUUGCGAUAUGGGGUAUUAUCCUGAACACCAUUUACCAAUAGCCACAUGCAGAAAUAAUGACUGGUUUCCCACUCUGAAUUGUGUUUCUGCAGAUAUUCAUCCAUCAACUGGGUGAAAGACAGUUCACCCUUCUCCUCUUUCUUCUCCAAACACUCUAGAAAAAUGAGAGUACCAGCCUGCUCUUUCUAAUUCUAUUAGCAUGAUUUUGAUAGCUUAUUAUAUAGAUGCCAUAUGCAGAAUCCUACUGGAGAAAGAUUCAACUUUAAAAGAUUAGUCACUCCUGUAUAAUAAACUCAAGGCAAUCCAUGGUUUAUAAAUCUGAGAUAUACAGCACAGAAGCUACAACUUACAACAAAUAGGUCCUAGAUGCAUUGAUCCUUUGUAUCAUCGAUUUGUAUCUUUAUUUACUGCUUUCUCUUUGUUUUAAUAAUAACUGAAUUCACUGAAGUGCUUUCAAAUGUAUUAAAUCAUCUUUAUUUUGUGCCGUUUUGGUUACAUAAAGAAAUAACCAGCUUUGGAUUUUAGAUUUUUAUCAAUGGACCAAAAUGUUAUAAUGCCUUUUUCUAAUUAAUGAAUCUCCUGGAACGUUUAUUAAAUGUCCUAUAUCAAUAUAUGCAUUUCUCUUCUGUAAUUAUAGAUAAUCUAGUCUACAUAUAAGGUACUUGCUGUUAUUCCUAUUAAGCACGUGUGAGCAUUCUGCCAAAUAUUCGCUUGAAAUAAUGGUGAGCUCUAAGCACAAUUUUAUUUGUAAAAUAAAACCAGGACUCUGUAGAACUCCUGCAGUGAAUGUUUUAUUCCAUUCUCAUCCGAAAGAUGACUUUACAAAAGCUGAAUUACAGAAUAGUAUAACCUAUGCCAUUUUUCCCACCUCCAAUUCUACAGAUUCAUAUAAAUGAAGAAGAAGGUUUUAGUAGGUGAACUUUACCAGCAUUUAAAUAAUACUGAUAUACAGAUUCUCAUCUGUUUUUAUAUUAUGUGUAUUUAGAUAUACAGACACAAUUGUUAAUUUGUCUUGUGAGAAACAGAUAUAUUUUCUGAAAUAAAUAUGUUAAAAACAGC
This is a messenger RNA of Pantherophis guttatus, 2457 nucleotides long. Its product is annotated as complement factor H-like. NCBI's taxonomy places the organism in Eukaryota, Metazoa, Chordata, Lepidosauria, Squamata, Colubridae. The record is from RefSeq and is a predicted model, not a curated record.